AUGUCUCGAACACGAACAGCAUGAGAUGUAUAUAGUACAAUAUGUUGUAUCCUUUAUCCUAUAUCUAUAUGGCUAAUGCCUAUGCUCAUGAAUCAUGAUAGUUUGUAAAUAACUAACGCAACCUCGUCUACUACAACUACCCAUAAUUAAUGGUUGAUUCCAGAACCAUACAGUGUUAUUUCAUUCAUUCAUUCAUUCAUGUUUUAUGAACUCAUCGUGCAUGCUUCUUCUUUGUCUUUCGGAGCAGAACAAAAGGUGAUUUGAGUGUUGUUCACUGUCACGAUGGAAGCAAAUUUUCCCAUUGGUGAAGAAGAAGAAGAAGAAGAGAGCAUAUUAUAUGUCUCCGAUUCUCUUGGUUUUGCAGCCACGGAUCCUUCGUUGGAAGACAAAGACAACGAUUUCUCAGAAACCGCGAAGUUCAUAAGCCAGAUCCUCAUGGAAGAGAACGUUGAACACAGGCCUUUCUAUGACUCUUUUACAGAGAAAUCCUUCUACCACGCUCUCAUCGGUAACCUUCCUCAUUCCCCCAAUCAACACCCUCUUGUUCUUAGUCCUGAACCUGAAAUCACCACCAGCAAAACCAACUUUUUAGACCAAAAUUCUAGUGAGUUGAAGCUUCCUUCUCCAGAUUCUGAUUAUGUUUCUGUUUCUGCUUCUCAGUUUAACCCCCAAGAUCUUUCUCAAUCAAAUUCAAUUACUUUUAGUGAUGGACUCUCAGAUUUGGAUUCUUCUAUUGCCAAACUCUUAGCACACAAUAUUUUCAAUGAUGCUGAUUCCAUUUCCCAGUUUAGGAGAGGGAUGGAGGAAGCUAGCAAGUUUCUUCCUCCGGGGCCUAACCUAGUAACGGCUCUAGAUUCAAAGGGAGAACAACCAAUCAACACGUUUGAACAGAAUUCCUAUGGGUUGAAGGGUAGGAAGAAUCACAAGCGCCCAGACAUACAAAUCAGAGAAGAAGAAGAUGAUGAUGAUGAAGAAGGGAGAAGUAACAAGCAGUCAGCACUUAGCCUUGCUGAUGAGAAUGACUUGUCAGAUGCAAUUGAUAGGGUGUUUGUGUGUGUGGAAAAUGUGUGUAAUGAAGACAUUACUUUGCAUAAUGGAGCAACCAAAGUUAAGGAGCCAGAUGGAGGAGGAAAAAAGGGUCGUCCAAAGAAACAUGGGAGAAAGAAGGAAACAGUGGAUUUGAGGAAUCUUCUGCUGAUGAGUGCACAAUCUGUGUAUGCCAAUGACUUCAGGACUGCCAAUGAAUAUCUGAAGAAGGUUAGGCAGUACUCUUCUCCCACAGGGGAUGCAUCACAGAGGUUGGCUCAUUACUUUGCCAAUGGCCUUGAGGCACGCUUGAUUGGGGGUGGUACGACAGCAUUAGGAUUUUUUUCUUUGCUGAGUUCUAAGAAGGUUACUGCUGCUGAGUUUCUCAAGGCAUACCAAAUUUUCCUAUCUACCACCCCUUUUACCAAGUUUACAUAUUUCUUUGCAAAUAAAAUGAUUGGGGAAGCAGCUGCAAAGGCAGAAACCGUCCAUAUUAUUGAUUUUGGCAUCCUACAUGGUUUCCAGUGGCCAAUUCUUAUCAAGUUUUUAUCAAAAAGAGAGGGUGGACCUCCCAAGUUGAGGAUCACAGGCAUAGAAUUUCCCCAACCUGGAUUUCGCCCCACAGAAAAAAUUGAGGAGACCGGUCGCCGUCUAGCUAACUAUUGCAAGCGUUACAAUGUUCCUUUUGAGUAUCAUGCCAUAGCAUCAAGGAGCUGGGAAACCAUUCAGGUUGAAGCCCUUAAAAUUGAGAGAAACGAGGUAGUUGCUGUCAACUGUUACUUGAGGUUUGAAAAUUUACUUGAUGAGAGUACUGAUGAAUUGGACAGUCCUAGAAAUGCAGUCCUGAAUUUGAUCAGGAAGAUAAAUCCGGAUAUUUUCACUCAGGUCAUCAAUAAUGGAUCACAUAAUUCCCCUUUCUUUGCCACACGGUUUAGGGAGGCACUCUUCCAUUUUACUGCUGUUUAUGAUGUGUUUGACACUGUCGUACCUCGUGAUAAUGAAUGGAGGAUGAUGAUUGAGAGCGAGAUUUUGGGCCGGGAGGUUAUAAAUGUUGUAGCAUGUGAAGGUCCUCAGAGGGUUCAGAGGCCUGAGACGUACAAACAGUGGCAGGUUAGGAUUACAAGGGUUGGUUUCAAGCAGCUCCCACUGAAUAAGGAAUUAAUGGCCAAAUUUAGGACUAAGUUAAGGGAAUACCACAGAGAUUUUGUCCUAGAUGAAGAUAACAAUUGGAUGCUUCAAGGUUGGAAGGGGCGCAUUUUUAAUGCUUCCACUUGUUGGGUGCCGGCAUAAUGAGAUGCUACUGGACUUAUGGAUUUGGUACAUAACUCAUACAAAAGAUAUUUCAGGAUGCAUGUUGCGAUGGUGAAGCUUAUUUUGCUCAUCAAAUGGUUAUAGGUUAUGGUAUCCUUGGUCUGGGAGCCUGGUUGCUUAACCUUCAGGUGCUGCGGUGAAGAUUGUACGAAGCAUUGCACCAUAUCACUUGGUAAUUAUGGCAUGACUUUUCUGGUAGAAUUGAGACUUGUGAAAGUAAUGUGCUAUGCACCAGGGUUUCCAUACACAUUUUCACAUUGGUCCUAUUAUCAUGUUUGCCUGAGUACUUGCGAUCAAAAUGAGUUAUUUUCUUUCUAACCAAUGUGUGUUAGGAAUUUCACAUCCUUGUAACUGAAUUUGUAAAAUAUUUUUGCAGGGUACAUUGUCUCUUAGCCAAAUUAGCUACUGAAUUGACUAAAUGCUACUAGUUCGAAACAGAUAAAUAUCUUUAUUUUCAGUUGAUAUUCUUGCUUGCAAUUUUGGUUUAUUGUAGAAACUUCCGUGAAACUCAUGAUUUCCACUAACGAAAGAUCAUUGUAUUUGUUAUUAUUAUUAUUAUUGUCUA
Messenger RNA from Cajanus cajan (pigeon pea), 2902 nucleotides. Its product is annotated as scarecrow-like protein 31. Lineage: Eukaryota; Viridiplantae; Streptophyta; Magnoliopsida; Fabales; Fabaceae. The record is from RefSeq and is a predicted model, not a curated record.